AUGGCAGAUAAGCAGGACCUGGAGGAAAUCACCAGCUUCAAUAAGGCCAAGCUGAAGAAGACGGAGGCACAGGAGAAGAACACCCUGCUGACCAAAGAAACCAUCAAGCAGGAGAAGCAAGCGGAGUGAAAUUUUCUAAGAACCUGGAGGAUCCUCCACUCCCAUCGUCUUGGAGACCCUAGCUGUGACAUGGAGGAAGCGC
This is a messenger RNA of Balaenoptera musculus (blue whale), 202 nucleotides long. Its product is annotated as thymosin beta-10-like. The coding region runs from base 1 to 129 and encodes 42 amino acids. NCBI's taxonomy places the organism in Eukaryota, Metazoa, Chordata, Mammalia, Artiodactyla, Balaenopteridae. Gene Ontology annotation, biological process: actin filament organization; regulation of cell migration. Gene Ontology annotation, molecular function: actin monomer binding. The transcript has a single exon. Gene Ontology annotation, cellular component: cytoplasm. The record is from RefSeq and is a predicted model, not a curated record.